This is a messenger RNA of Rotaria sp. Silwood2, 651 nucleotides long. The record is from the annotation of a GenBank genome assembly. NCBI's taxonomy places the organism in Eukaryota, Metazoa, Rotifera, Eurotatoria, Philodinida, Philodinidae.
AUGCCGGGCUCUGUAACGCUUAAAUCAAACGUGCCUAUGGAAUAUAGUCGAGCUGUAUUAUCAAAUAUUUGGCAUCAAAAGCGUGAAGCAGAGCCAAAAGAUAAUGAUUUAAAUACGAUUCCGGUUCGAAAUAUGCAUAUUUCAACAUAUAAACAUAUUGCUGCUGAUGAACAAGUAACUUUACCGAAUUCAACCGCUAAAGAUCAACAAGAACAACCAUUUCGUGAACGACCUUGGUAUGAGGAACAUGAAUAUCCACGAAAAAUGAUAGAUCGUUCAAAUAUUGAUGUAGCAAAUGCGGCUUUAGAUGGACUACUUAAUCAAGCAGAUCCACAAUCAAAACAUAAUGUAUUACCAUCACGAAGUACUGCUGAACAUGAACAAGCAAUAUUAACAUCAACAUAUCAGGCUGAUUUUCCACCACCAUUUCCGUAUGAAAUGAAAACUGUGGCUCAUUCGGAAUAUGCUGAUAAAAGUUAUCCAAAAUAUCCCGAUAAAUCAUGGGGAUAUCGAAAAAUGGUUUCACAUUUUACAGAUUUAGAUAAACCAAAACGAAGCGGUAUUAAUACAUUUCAUGUUCAACAUGCACAAUAUGAAAAUGAACAAUUACGUAGAGAUUUAGGUCAUUUUAAACCUUCUCAAUUUCAAUGA